GGAAAACAGUGCAACUCUGUUGAUAUUGAUAACAAUGACGAAUCACUUGAUGAGGAUAAAAGGAGGACAACUUAUUCGAUUGUCUCUAAGGGUGACUGGUGUAUAGGAUUUGCUGCAAAUAUGCUAUGUAUUAGGUGUCCCCUUAGUGCAUCACCACAAACAAGUGGAGGAAAGUUAAUUGGCAACCAUUGGCUCAGUUUGAUGCAUUUAUCCUGUUCAGCUGGAGAAAAAUCUAUCAGAUGUACAGAAUGAUGAUAGUUUUGGGAAAUCAAUGGCUCAGUUUGUGAUAUAUAUUGCCGUUCUAUAAUUGUCUUGCUGCUCCACAGAAGAUAGGGGCAAAUGGUUUGUGCAAAUUAUGAUGGAUCAUUAUGGUGCUCCCACAUUACUCAUUAAAAAAUAUAAGUCGUCUGUUCAUGUGACGAUCUCGGUUCGCCUGCUUUCGGCGAACUUGGUGUUUGAUCACCACCUUGCCUCUCCCUAGGCUUCAAGCUGCGGCCAGUGACCCGUUGAAGCAGCCAACAUGGCAGAGGAGGAGGAGCAGCAGAAGAGGAAGAAACACAAACACAAGGAGAAGGAUCAGCAAAAGGGUCCCAAGAACAAGCCGGCAGCGGAUCAGCCCCACUUCAAGUCGAGCGCCGACGUCAAAGGCCUCCGCUUCGGCGGCCAGUUUGUGGUCAAGUCCUUCACCGUCCGGCAGGCGGCGCCGCUUGAGCUACUACAGCUUCUGGACCUCCCUCCUCCGUGCGUCGGCCAGUGCCGGGCCCUUUCUCUCCCUUCCACCCUUACCUACGUGCCCACCAACUUCACCAUCCUCGCCCACCACGCCUGGCACACUCUCACCCUCGGCCUCGGCACCGCCAAGUCCAAGGCGAUCAUCUUCGUCUUCGACUCCGAGAGCACGAAGGCGGCGGUGGACCGGAUGUGGCCGCGCGUGAUCCCCCUGGGCGACGUCAACCGGAAGCUCAUCCGGGGGCUCGCCGGCUGCGAGAUGUCGCGGUUCAAGUUCCGGAAGGGAUGCCUCACGUUCUACGUCUACGCCGCGCGGCGGCAUGGCGCGGCCGGCUUUUCCUCCGCCGACGAUCUGCGGACAAUUCUCGAGGCCGUCGUGGCCCUCAAAGAUUUCCUGGACCACACCGCCGUGCUCGCCCUCCCCAGCCAUCGAAGCAUCACCCUCCCCGUCGACCAAGUCGCAGUGACACACUGAGUUCACUGUGUUCCAUUCAUUGUUCUCAUUACAGAAACCAGAAUCGUGGGUCUCUCUCAGAGGCAGAGAGAUCAGUAAGUAGAUUGCAACUGUUGUAAUGGCAGCUGAGUUCCAAGGAGAAGAUGAGCAGUCAUCCAUGAAAUGUAGGUAAGAGACGAUCGAUGCUUCAGGAGGCAAAGGAAGGUGGCCUUUCACUUUGCA
This is a messenger RNA of Musa acuminata AAA Group (dessert banana), 1405 nucleotides long. RefSeq lists its product as uncharacterized. NCBI's taxonomy places the organism in Eukaryota, Viridiplantae, Streptophyta, Magnoliopsida, Zingiberales, Musaceae. The coding region runs from base 521 to 1204 and encodes 227 amino acids. The transcript has 3 exons. The record is from RefSeq and is a predicted model, not a curated record.